Vicia villosa (hairy vetch) is the source of this 894-nucleotide messenger RNA. RefSeq names its product putative F-box protein At3g52320. Bases 1 to 894 code for a protein of 297 amino acids. Gene Ontology annotation, molecular function: protein binding. The record is from RefSeq and is a predicted model, not a curated record. The transcript is spliced from 2 exons. Lineage: Eukaryota; Viridiplantae; Streptophyta; Magnoliopsida; Fabales; Fabaceae.
AUGGAGAAGGAGAACAGCGUGUUCCUGCCUUUUGAAUUGAUCAUCGAAAUUCUGUUGAGGUUACCGGUGAAGCCUCUAUUGCGUUUCAGAUGUGUCUGCAAAUCAUGGCUUUCUCUAAUUUCUAGUAAUAAUUUUGCUACUUCACAUUUUGAACAUACUGCCACACACAGACGUCUCCUCAUAAAACGUUCUGCUCUUCAACCUUUAUCUAUAGAGCUUGAUUCAUCGCUCCAUGAUGCUUCUGCAUCUGCUUCAUUAAGCCUUGAUUUUAUUCGUUCCCAACGUUGUGUUGAAGUUAGAGGUUGUUUUAGAGGGUUUCUGUGUUUCUACAAUGGCACACACAUCUAUCUAUUGAAUCCAUCCACCAGUUUGAUCAAACAAAUACCGGAUUCUCCUAUAAUACUUAAUCAUCAUUACGAACUUCUUUCUGGUUUUGCAUAUUACCAGCCCACUGAUGAUUACUUGAUAGUUUAUGGGUUCGGCGAAGAUGAUGAUGCGCCGGAAAUGACGAUAUCAGAGAUAGCUCUGCCAGAUGAUUUUAUUUUCAGUUAUAGUAAUAAUUAUUCUAUAUAUUAUGCUUUGUUGGAAGUUGGAGGACUUAUCGGUGCAUGGGUGAAGGACCUGAAUACAGUGAAGAUAUGGGUGAUGCAAAAAUAUAGAGUUCACUCAUCUUGGACUAAGAUUAUUAUAUUUUCUGUUGAUCCUGAUUUGCACAAAUCUUUAGACAUAGUAUGCUUAACAAAGUGCGGUGAUAUUGUUGGAAUAAAUGAUGUAGUUGGAUUGGUGAAGUUGAAUGAUAAAGGACAGCUACUAGAGUCUCUGCUUUUUGACGGAUACGCAUUGGUCGUGUAUACAGAGUCUCUAUUUUCACUCCCUAGCACUGGUCAAACUUAG